Staurois parvus is the source of this 242-nucleotide messenger RNA. The record is from the annotation of a GenBank genome assembly. NCBI's taxonomy places the organism in Eukaryota, Metazoa, Chordata, Amphibia, Anura, Ranidae.
UUUCACUCCCUGCCUAAUGUAUAUGUAUGGCAGCAGGGAGAGUUUGUUUAAUUCCUACAUGCCACACAGGGGUGGACUGACAACUCAUGGACCCCCGGGCAAUAGGGGAUCAUGAAGCCCCUGUGUCCUUGCCCAAACUAAAAAAAGCCUAUAAAAAAGGUACCAGGGGCAUCUCAUGGGCCCCCUACUGACCCCAGGCCCUCGGGCAGUGCCCGAGUUUCCAAAUGGUCAGUCCGCCCCUG